This is a messenger RNA of Quercus lobata, 1721 nucleotides long. Its product is annotated as tubulin alpha chain-like. The transcript has 4 exons. The record is from RefSeq and is a predicted model, not a curated record. Gene Ontology annotation, cellular component: microtubule. Bases 152 to 1507 code for a protein of 451 amino acids. Gene Ontology annotation, biological process: microtubule-based process. Gene Ontology annotation, molecular function: GTP binding; structural constituent of cytoskeleton. Lineage: Eukaryota; Viridiplantae; Streptophyta; Magnoliopsida; Fagales; Fagaceae.
UCCAGAAAGGCGGAAAUCACAGACCACACUUCCAUUUUCUUUGCAAAUCGCAAAAGAGAGGCGUCUUAAUAAACGCUCUUCUCUCUCUAGCUACUCUUUCACACUCGUCUUCUUCGUCCCGUCGAUUCCUUUUUAGCUUUUCUCUGCGAAAAUGAGAGAGUGCAUCUCGAUCCACAUCGGCCAGGCCGGUAUCCAGGUCGGCAAUGCGUGCUGGGAACUUUAUUGCCUCGAGCACGGCAUUCAGCCUGAUGGCCAGAUGCCAGGUGAUAAGACUGUUGGGGGUGGUGAUGAUGCUUUCAACACCUUCUUCAGUGAAACAGGAGCUGGGAAGCAUGUACCCCGUGCAAUUUUUGUAGAUCUUGAGCCCACCGUCAUUGAUGAAGUUAGGACUGGGACAUACAGGCAACUCUUUCACCCUGAACAGCUCAUCAGCGGCAAGGAAGACGCCGCAAACAACUUUGCCCGUGGCCACUAUACCAUUGGGAAAGAGAUAGUCGAUCUGUGCUUGGAUCGUAUCCGAAAGCUUGCUGACAACUGCACUGGUCUGCAAGGGUUUCUGGUUUUCAAUGCUGUAGGUGGGGGCACUGGUUCUGGUCUUGGCUCCCUUCUCCUGGAACGACUGUCAGUGGACUAUGGCAAAAAGUCUAAGCUUGGGUUCACUGUGUAUCCAUCGCCACAGGUGUCCACCUCCGUUGUUGAGCCCUACAAUAGCGUCCUCUCUACUCACUCCCUUCUGGAACACACCGAUGUUGCUGUGCUACUUGAUAAUGAGGCAAUCUAUGACAUCUGCAGGCGCUCCCUUGACAUUGAGCGCCCCACCUACACCAAUCUUAACCGAUUGGUCUCUCAGGUGAUAUCAUCGCUUACUGCCUCUUUGAGGUUUGAUGGUGCCUUGAAUGUAGACGUGACUGAGUUCCAGACUAACCUGGUCCCAUACCCCAGGAUUCACUUUAUGCUUUCAUCUUAUGCUCCUGUGAUCUCAGCUGAGAAGGCCUAUCAUGAGCAGCUAUCAGUUGCAGAGAUCACCAACAGUGCAUUUGAGCCUUCAUCCAUGAUGGCCAAGUGUGAUCCUCGCCAUGGCAAGUAUAUGGCGUGUUGUUUGAUGUAUAGAGGAGAUGUGGUGCCCAAGGAUGUGAAUGCUGCUGUGGCUACCAUCAAGACCAAGCGCACCAUCCAAUUUGUUGACUGGUGCCCUACUGGAUUCAAGUGUGGUAUCAACUAUCAGCCCCCAACUGUUGUUCCUGGUGGUGAUCUUGCCAAGGUUCAGAGGGCAGUGUGCAUGAUCUCAAACUCCACCAGUGUUGCUGAAGUGUUCUCUCGAAUUGAUCACAAGUUUGACCUUAUGUAUGCAAAGAGGGCAUUUGUGCACUGGUAUGUUGGUGAGGGCAUGGAGGAAGGUGAAUUCUCUGAGGCACGUGAGGACCUUGCUGCCCUUGAGAAAGAUUAUGAGGAGGUUGGUGCUGAGUCUGCUGAGGGUGAUGAAGGUGAUGAGGGAGAUGAGUACUGAGAGGAAAUGCUUGUAAGUCACUAAGGUUGCUUUCAUUCUGUUGCUUCGGUUUUGUUGUAAUGACUUGUGUUUUUAUAUUGAAACCGUUGGGUUCCUCCAGUUGAUGCUUUGGAUUCUAUUGGCAGUUGUGUAAGGCUACUGUGUUGCCUGUUUGGUUUGGUUAGUUCCUGCAAUAAACUUCUUCAAUGUUUAUGAAUAUGGAUUUUUGUGUUGA